Messenger RNA from Epinephelus fuscoguttatus (brown-marbled grouper), 2865 nucleotides. It is a transcript of the gene klhl12, whose product is annotated as kelch-like family member 12. The coding region runs from base 432 to 2336 and encodes 634 amino acids. The record is from RefSeq and is a predicted model, not a curated record. The transcript is spliced from 15 exons. Gene Ontology annotation, molecular function: protein binding. Lineage: Eukaryota; Metazoa; Chordata; Actinopteri; Perciformes; Serranidae.
UGUGUGUACAUCGACAAUACAGCUUCAGCUGAGGAAAGGACCAAAGGUACCACGUACACCACGUACAGUCAGUUGUUUCGAUGCUGCAGCCUCAUUUAGUCAGUUCCUCCUCUAAGUGAAAGGAACACCGGAUAUCCGUACCAUGGGUUGUAACGGGAAGCCAGACCGCCUGAGCUACGUUGCUAUGAAGAGAACAUCAACAAUAAGCCAAAGGAACACGGUGGUGACAUCCGUGCUGAGGCAGGCAGGUCAGCCAAACUUUGUUUACAUGUGGACCAUAUGUCAUCGACGUCAUCGCCUUGCUGCGUUCGACAAUAGGAAGGAUGCGGAGCUUUGAAGCACACCAAAGGGGGAAGCACCAGCUCCAACCUCUAAGUAUUUACGCUAUGACCUACAUGCAUGAACCCAGCCUAUGACAGUCGAGGUACUAUAUGUCACAUCAGUGCCUGCGUGUGACGGUUGGUCCUCACCAGCAGCAACCAGGGGGACAGGAACAGGAACAGGAACUGCUCACGGGGUUUGACUGCAGGGUUUACUUGCAGUGUUGCUGCUGUUACUCAAGUACAAGAUGUGAGUACUUCCAACCACUGAUCCAAGAUUCCUGGAGUAGUUUGAGAUCUGUGAGCGAUUCUCAAGGCAACAUGGCUCCCAAGGACAUCAUGACCAACUCUCAUGCCAAAUCCAUCCUCAAUGCCAUGAACUCACUUCGCAAGAGCAACACACUCUGUGAUAUCACACUGAGGGUGGAGAACACAGAUUUUCCGGCGCACCGGAUCGUCUUGGCUGCCUGCAGUGACUACUUUUGUGCCAUGUUCACCAGUGAGCUCGCAGAGAAGGGGAAAUCUUUUGUCGACAUUCAGGGGCUCACUGCAGCAACUAUGGAGAUCCUUUUGGACUUUGUGUACACAGAGACGGUGCUAGUUACAGUGGAGAACGUGCAAGAGCUGCUUCCUGCAGCGUGCUUACUGCAGCUCAAAGGGGUAAAGAGAGCGUGUUGUGAUUUUUUGGAGAGUCAGCUCGAUCCUUCCAACUGCCUGGGCAUUCGCGACUUUGCUGAAACUCACAACUGCCUCGACCUGAUGCAGGCCGCUGAGCUCUUCUCCCAGAAGCAUUUUUCCGAGGUGGUUCAGCACGAGGAGUUCAUGCUGCUCAGUCAGACAGAAGUCGAAAAGCUCAUAAAAUGUGAUGAAAUCCAGGUGGACUCAGAGGAGCCUGUGUUUGAAGCCGUGUUAAACUGGGUCAAACACAACCGCAAAGAGCGAGAGCCCUACCUGCCAGACAUGCUCGAAUUCGUCCGACUGCCACUCCUGACCCCCCGUUACAUUACAGAUGUCAUUGAUGCUGAGCCCCUCAUUCGGUGUAGCCUGCCAUGUCGAGACCUUGUUGAUGAAGCCAAGAAAUUCCACUUAAGACCGGAGCUGAGGAGUGAGAUGCAGGGCCCACGCACACAAGCAAGAUUAGGUGCCAAAGAAGUCCUGUUGGUUAUAGGUGGGUUUGGCAGCCAACAAUCACCGAUAGACAUAGUUGAGAAAUAUGAUCCGAAAACACAAGAAUGGAGCUUCCUUCCUAACAUUGCACGGAAAAGACGUUACGUCGCCACGGUGUCUCUCCACGAUCGAGUUUAUGUCAUCGGAGGCUAUGACGGACGGUCAAGGCUCAGCUCUGUGGAGUGCCUGGACUACACAGCAGACGAGGACGGUGUUUGGUACACGGUCGCCACCAUGAAUGUGCGUCGUGGCCUCGCUGGAGCCACGACACUCGGAGACAUGAUCUAUGUGGCUGGGGGCUUCGAUGGCAGCCGGCGUCACACCAGCAUGGAGCGAUACGACCCUAACAUUGACCAGUGGAGCAUGCUGGGAGAUAUGCAGACUGCCAGAGAAGGAGCUGGUCUGGUGGUGGCCAGUGGACUCAUAUACUGUCUAGGUGGAUAUGACGGAUUAAACAUCCUAAAUUCAGUGGAGCGGUAUGACCCACACACAGGCCACUGGACCAGUGUUACACCCAUGGCCACUAAGCGGUCAGGCGCUGGUGUGGCGUUACUCAACGACCACAUCUACGUGGUGGGAGGCUUUGAUGGUGUUUCACACCUCGACUCUGUGGAGGUUUACAACAUCAGAACAGACUAUUGGACCACUGUAGCCAGUAUGACCACGCCUCGAUGUUACGUAGGAGCAACUGUCCUAAGAGGACGUCUCUACGCCAUCGCCGGAUAUGACGGGAACUCUCUCCUCAGCAGUAUUGAAUGUUACGACCCGGUCAUCGACUCCUGGGAGGUUGUCACUUCGAUGGCGACGCAGCGGUGCGACGCGGGCGUCUGCGUUCUACGAGAAAAGUGAUCUUUGCCAAGAAGAAGAACCUCAAGAGGAAAAGCAGACGGGAGGACGGGCAGCUAGACUAAAAUGCCACAAAAACAGAACCACACAAAGGGAGAUGUUUGUUUGCCAGUAUGCAAAUAGGUACUCUUGAAAAAAGUACAGCAGUUUGGGGGCUGCCUCCUCGACUGGAUGGUCAACCCUUCGACAGUCAGACUGUGCAACAGAGAUUCAGCUUCGCCGUGGUAGACUUCACCUCCGAGGAGCCAAUCACCACUUGCAUGACUCUCUUCGGUGGUACUCGUUGCUGUCGUUACCUGUGAGAUUAUUUUUUCAGUUUGUCUUCAAAGUGCAAUAUAUUUCUACUCAUCAUAAGAAAACGUGAAUAGACGGAGUUGAUUCAGACUCCAGUUGCUGCUAUAUGCCUUAUGACUUUGGCCUACAUCAAACAGUGAACAUCCGUGUUGCCUCCCAUUUGACUUUGAUGAUCGUUACACUACAUUGGCUUCUUAUCGAGUGCACUCAUUCGGCAUUUGCGAGGUCAUUAAUGGGU